Molecule: messenger RNA, 723 nt
Organism: Limanda limanda (common dab)
Lineage: Eukaryota; Metazoa; Chordata; Actinopteri; Pleuronectiformes; Pleuronectidae
Product: C1q-related factor-like
Exons: 4
Coding region: 1-723 (240 amino acids)
Molecular function (GO): protein binding
Source: RefSeq, a predicted model, not a curated record
AUGCGAGGUAAUGUUGGUUUUCUCUCUGUUGCUCUUUUCCUCCCAGCUAUUGUACUGCUGUGUCUGCUGGGAACAGCUAUGGCCGUAGAGGACAGUUUUACCUGGGGUGGACCUGGCGAGAAUGACGUCGAUCCUACCGAGGACAACGUGUGUCUCACGGACCAGGCGUCAUGUGGCUGCUGUCUGAUGCAGCAGCAGAUACACAGGAUGGGGACGUUCCUCAACCGGACUCUCGACGAGUUGGAAAAGGAACUCUUAAAAACAAAAACUAUCCUCAACAAUGUCAGAGACAGCAGAAGCGCCUUCUCUGUCUCACUUACCAAUCAAGUCAGUUUGAACUGCUUGGGUCCCUUCCGUGACGACAAGCUCAUCGCCUACAAGCACGUCUUCAUCAACCUCGGAGACAGCUACAGCGUGGACACUGGUAUCUUCACAGUGCCCCGCUCUGGUGUGUACAGCCUUGCCCUCACUGUCUAUAGUGACGCAGGGUCGCCUGGCAACAGCCUCGCCGCCUGCGCCAGUCUGCAGGUCAAUGGUCGGGGAGUGGCAGGAACCAGAGAAAAAAACAUGCAGGACCAAGAGGACAGCGCCACCACUGUUGUGGCUCUCCACCUGAUAGCUGGGGACACAGUGGCUGUCAACUUGCCCAUUGGAUGUUUCCUCUGCGACGACAACAGCCACUACAAUACCUUCACUGGUUUCCUCCUCUAUGCUACUGACUGA